This is a messenger RNA of Striga asiatica, 1284 nucleotides long. NCBI's taxonomy places the organism in Eukaryota, Viridiplantae, Streptophyta, Magnoliopsida, Lamiales, Orobanchaceae. The record is from the annotation of a GenBank genome assembly.
UUUACUUUUUACAAAGUCGAAAACUGAAAAAUUAAGAAGAGGAGACCCCGCAAAGGCCCCUACCAUUGUUGCCAGAUAAACAAUCCAUUUUUUUAGUUUUCUGAAUCCCAUUCUCGGUAUUCGCUUCCUCUUCGUCUUCUUCAUUUUAUCAGAAAAAAAUAGGAGAAAAAAAUUGAAACAUCGAGGUUCAUUUGAUCGGAUAUCGCAGAAGAAGGGUAAAAUGGGGUCGCAGGAGCAUUUGGAGAAGAUGCAGCAGCGCCAGAAUUAUCGGAACCUGUGGCACACCGAUCUUAUGAGCACCAUUCAACGAGAUCCUCCUUAUUGCUGCCUGUCCCUCUGGUGUGGUCCCUGCGUCUCGUAUAUGCUCCGCAAAAGAGCUCUGUACAAUGACAUGUCCAGAUACGUGUGCUGUGCUGGAUAUAUGCCGUGCAGUGGUCGGUGUGGAGAAAGUCGUUGCCCUGAGUUAUGCCUUGCAACUGAGGUUUUGCUAUGUUUUGGAAAUUCAGUAGCCUCUACAAGGUUUUUGUUGCAAGAUGAAUUCAACAUACAGACAACGCAGUGUGAUAAUUGCAUCAUUGGUUUCAUGUUCUGCCUGCAACAAAUUGCUUGCAUAUUCUCUAUUAUUGCUUGCAUUGUUGGGAGCGAGGAACUCUCAGAGGCAUCUCAACUCCUGUCGUGCUUGGCUGAUAUGACACAACACAAGGUUGAAAUGGACAAGCGAGACGGUAAAUUUGGCCCCCAACCGGCUAUGGCAGUGCCAGGCGUUCAGCAAAUGUCUCGACUCGAUCAGCCACUGCCCCCCAAUGUUGGAUACACUCAUCCUCCUCCUCCACAUGGGCAACCCCAGCAAUAUCCUCCCCCACCCCCUCAACCAUACGGGGGUUAUCCACCAGCUGCUGGAUAUCCUCCAUCUGGAUAUCCACCCGCUGGAUAUCCGCCUGCUGGCUAUCCAAGGUGAUAUUCCAUGUAAUUGGUAUUCUUUCACAUUUUCUCUGUGGUAUUGCAUAUUGCUGGCUGUAUUCAAUAGACCUGCGGGUGUUUGCUAAUGGCGUCAUUGAGUUGGUGAAUUUGUUGAACUGUGUAUUCGACUUUCGUUUGCGUUUCACUAGGAUUGGUGGUUGGUAAAAAGAAUUUGGGUGUUGUUUACACUUUUGUUAAUGUGGAACUAUGUUUAAGCUAUUUUUCAUUAUCAUUUUUUCCCUAGCAUCUUUUUGUGAUUCAAUGUCGUGCAGGUGUUAUGUUAGUUCCCGAAAUGGAAUAUACCAACAUCAUGUUUGAGCUUGG